UCCCGGUUCUGUACUCUCACUUGACGGUUCCGGUCGUGUUUCCGGUUUGGUCCGGUUCCCAGCAGCGCUCGGUUCCGGUUCUGGUUAGCUGUAGCUAGCUGCUCGUUAGCUCUCCGUGCUAACAGCUGCGUUAGCCUGUGUGCUGCUAGCUGUUAGCACCAGGCUGUCGUAAAUAAGCUUCCAUUAUCGGACAGACGCCUGUCAGUCACACCUGAGCGUGGCGUGACUCCAGCCCGGUCACUGCACAGGUGAGAGCACCUGCAGGCUGAUGACGGCUGGCAGGGUCAGUGUGAGAGGCUCUGUUUGUUCUGGUCCAGAUCAGGAGGUGGGUUCGUGUUGGUUCCUCAAGGUGCUUCUGAUGUUGGGGUAGAUCAGUGUGUCAGCCUCUAUAAUCCAGAUGUUUGUCACAUGUGGAGUCCAGCUGUAGAAGUGUGUGUGUGUCAGCGGGGAGCUGGUUCUGAUUGGUCCAGGUGUUCUCCUCACAGUCACGUUAAGUGUGGAGGAGGCCUCGUGUUCAUGUUGACUCCACCACAGCCUGAGGGCCCUGCAGGAGCCUCUGAUGCAGAGACGUGUGCACCUUCAACCCUGUGAGGAGCGUUCAGUGUCAGAACCCUGCGAUGGUUCCACGGAGGAUCACGCUCAGUGGCUCAGGGUGUCAUCGAGGUCUGUUGCCAUGGAGGACCAUGCUGAUGUUGCCAUGGAGAACAAGACAGAGGUCCCAGCCUCCGACGCCCCGUCCUCUCCUGACAAAGAGCCGGCAAAGCCCGCUGCGCGUCAGCCACACCGCCGCACCUUAGGGAGGAGGGGCCAGAGAGCAAAAAGGCGGGGUCAUAUAGAGAAAAAGCGGGGUCAGAAAUCGAAGAGGCGGGGCCAGGAGGACAAGAAGGAGGGCGUGACGGUGAAGAGGACGUGGAGCGGCGGGAAGCGCCGUUGGGACAAGAAGCAUUACUGCGUGUUCUGCCGACGGCCACAGGUGAAGAUCGCACGCCACCUGCUGAGGAAGCAUGCCGACGAACAGGAAGUACUGGCUGCCAGCACCCUGCCGACAGGCUCCAAAGAACGCCACCUGCUGCUGGAGCACCUGCGCUGCCGAGGCAACUAUCUACACAACAUCGAGGUGAUCCGGCAGGGCACUGGUGAGAUUGUGCCAUGGCGUCAGCCCUCUGAGGAUGUGGAUGCGAGGAACUACCUGCCAUGCCCAUUGUGUCUUGGAUUUUUCCUUCGUGCUGACCUGUGGAAGCAUCAGGUGUCGUGUCGCAAGAAGCUCGCCAUCAACCCGUCCAAAGCCGAGGCGAACGCAGACCCCGCCAACAACGCCACCUCUGGUUCCACAAGUAAGUUGCCCUGUGAUGUCACCAGAGAGGACAUACCUGAGGAUUCCCUUGGUGAGACUGCAGAGACCGGGACCAAACAGCUUAUGACCUCUGACCCAAGUGUCGAUCAGAACACGACCUCUGACCCCGCUGUGAACCGAGCCAGGAAACGGACCAGAGUGCAGGCAGCAGCGUCGCGGCUCCUGCCGAUCUCCAGUGGAGCGUCUGAGAGCUGCAGUGAAAUCCUGCAUCGCAUGAACCAAGAUAAUGUGUCUUACGAGGUGAAGUCUGAUUGGCUGAUCUGUAAGUAUGGCAACAAGCUGAUGGGGAACCAGGAUAGUGGUCAGAGGAGGUACGACUACGUAAGCCAGAAGCUCCGGGAACUUGGCAGGUUGCUCCUGGCCGCUAAAUCCCUUGACUCCGGCGUCCAGAGCCUGCAGGACCUGCUGGCCCCAGGUCGCCUCAGCCUGGCGCUGUCCGCGGCCAGGAAGGCAGCGGGAAACAGGUGGAGCCGCCCUCCACUGGCGGUGAAAACAACACUAAAGACAGUCUGUGAGAUUGCUAUCGGAGAGAGCCUGCAGGACGGAGACUGGGAGGCUGCCGCCAAGACCACCGACUUCUACCACAUGCUGGGCCGGGAGUGGGACAACCUGGGCCUGCAGAACCCAGAUCCAGCUGCUACAGAUGGAGGAACUAAACCAAAGAAACGACCUGUCCAGAUAAGACUGGACAACGACCUCAGACAAGAAGUUCUGUCAAAGAGCUCUAACAAACCAGUGACCUCUGCGAUUCCACCUGAAGCCAGAAUGCAAACAUCUGUCUCAGUCCCUGUGGCUCCCAGGAAGGUCCGACGGCGGCCGUGGUCCUCUGCAGAGAAGGAGGCCAUCUGGAGGCAAUUAGGAGUCCAUGUUCUGGUCCAGUCUGUACCAGGUAAGGAGGUCUGUCAGCGCUGUCUGGACUUAGAACCAGUCCUCAGGGGGCGGCACUGGAAGGACAUCAAGAACCAGGUUCACAACCAAAUCCAGAGCCAAAAGAAGCAGCAGUUCCACGCUCAGAUGGAACUCGAGAAGAACCAGGAUCACCAAGACCAGCUCCAGAAGAGUUAUACCGACUACGUGCCAGUGCCUGAUCUUAUUAUAAAAGGCGGGUACCAAAAACCAAAACCAGCACCUUAGUGGUCCAGUGUUGGAGCCUUUGAUGUUACCUGUUCUGGGAGGAGCUCCUGCUGAAAGACCACAGAUGGUAGCGUCAGUCGUCAGAUACUGUCUUCCAUAAUCAGAAUUUGCCCCAAAUGUAUCUUCAUAGGAAGAUUCAUAUGAACCAGCCCACAGCUCUACGUCUUAAACCUGUAGAACGGUGGGCUGGUUCUCUGAAGACGCUGAGGCAGAACCAGCUCUGUGUGAAAGAGCUAAUGAAGGGAUCAAGGCCCUUUGCCCUCAUUUAACCAUAAAGGUGUUUAAAGUUCUCUGUAUGUUUAGUGUAUGGUUCUCCUCACACUCCUCUGUGUGAUGAGCACUGGGGCACAACCCCGGACAGAGAGGCCAAACAGGUGGUUCUAAACGGUUCCUGCAGGUCCCUGGGAGUCCUGGUCUGUGGUGGUCCUGUGAUGGUACCACUGCAUCCUAAAAAUAGCAAGUUGUCAUGUCACAGGCUUAUUCCAGAAAGGAUGACAUUCAUUUUGACCUCAGUAUUCUACACACAGUACUCCAAAUCAAAAUUCUUAAAUGUUUAUUAAAACAUUUAAGAGAAAAAUAUAACACAUGCACAGGUAUUCUCAGCCUUUGUUAAAAUAUGUUGUUCAAGCACUUUUUGUCUGCAGUUACAGAAGAUCUGUGUUGGGCAGGGUUUUAAUAGUUUUGCACGCACACAUCAAUGAAAACUCAACACACCUUUGCUAUAAAGUCAGUUAAUUUUAGCUUUGUGAACACUCAUUACAGUUGUAGUUAUUUUCCUUUUUAUUUUUAUUUCCGCUAACGAAAAUGUUUUUUCACUUCUAGUUUUCGUUAACGAUAAUGACCUUGGUGUU
This is a messenger RNA of Haplochromis burtoni (Burton's mouthbrooder), 3339 nucleotides long. RefSeq lists its product as uncharacterized. NCBI's taxonomy places the organism in Eukaryota, Metazoa, Chordata, Actinopteri, Cichliformes, Cichlidae. The record is from RefSeq and is a predicted model, not a curated record.